AUGUCGCAGGACGUAAUUUCGUCUCAUGAACAGCUCUCGAUGGAUGAGAUCACAAGCCCUCUCACCGCGCAAAUCUUCGAUUUCUGUGAUCCACAAUUGUUUCAAGAAACCUUUAAUCAAGCUUCUGAAGUAACCUCUGCUUCAAACUGUGGCUAUGUCGAAAACAACAACAACAACUUUACAGAAAAAUCCAACAGUGGUUCGAAUCAAGAUCAUGAAGACAACAACAACAAUAACGCAGAUUUAUCGAUCAUUUUCGAUUCACAAGAUGAUUUCGAUAACGAUAUCACAGCUUCCAUUGAUUUCUCUUCAUCUAUUCAGUUCCCAGUCUCCGAUCAUCAACUCCAAGACCAGUUUGAUUUCACCGGAAUUCAACUUCAUCAGCCUCCGAACAUUCUCUACUCUUCUUCUUCCGGUGAUCCUCUGCCUCCACCUUUAUCGGUUUUUGAAGAAGAUUGUCUUUCUUCUGUUCCAAGUUACAACCUUGGCUCCAUAAACCCUACUUCCCCUUCUUGCUCUUUCUUGAGCAAUCCCGGUUUACCAGCUUACAUGUCCCUAACCGGGAAUAUAAUGAACACCGGUUUAGCCUUUGAAAGAUCUGGUUUUUACUCCGGUAGUCUCCAAUUGGGUUCUGAUUUCAAACCAACACAUGAUCAAUUGAUGGAAAUCCAGGCUGACAAUGGUGGAAUGUUCUGUCAAGAUUCGAUUAAACCAAUCUUGAAUCCAGUAGAUCAUCAACUCCAGGGACUAGACGGUGGCGAGAACCAGAACCACAUGGCUGCACCGCCGGUUCUUCCACAGUUAGGGACGGAGAUAACCGGUUUAGACGACGGGAGUUUCAACAAAGUAGGGAAACUCUCCGCAGAGCAAAGGAAAGAGAAGAUUAGUAGGUACAUGAAGAAGAGGAACGAGAGGAAUUUUAGCAAGAAAAUCAAGUAUGCAUGUAGGAAGACACUUGCAGAUAGUCGUCCAAGAGUUAGAGGAAGAUUUGCAAAAAAUGAUGAAUUUAGUGAACCAAAUAGACAAGCUUCUUCAAGCCAUCACGAUGACGACGAGGAUGAUAUUGGGAUUAAGGAAGAAGAACAAUUGGUUGAUUCUUCGGACAUAUUUUCACACAUAAGUGGAGUGAACUCCUUCAAGUGCAAUUAUCCAAUCCAAUCUUGGAUUUAA
Messenger RNA from Arabis nemorensis, 1170 nucleotides. Lineage: Eukaryota; Viridiplantae; Streptophyta; Magnoliopsida; Brassicales; Brassicaceae. The record is from the annotation of a GenBank genome assembly.